AUGAUUGAGAUUCCCGAGGAUGAAGACGACGAGGAAGAAGAGCUUCAGGAAGGAGGCUACAAGACGACAAAGGAUGCUGUUCUCUUUGCCAUCGAUGUCAGCGAGAGUAUGCUCGCAAAACCGUCCGAAGCAGACCCAAAGAAGCCAGACACGGGAUUGUCUCCAACAGUGGCCGCGUUGAAAUGUGCAUAUUCGUUGAUGCAACAACGGAUCAUCAGCAACCCCAGUGACAUGAUGGGCAUCCUGCUGUUCGGUACAGAGAAGAGCAAAUUUCAAGAGGGCGACGAGAAGACUGGCAGUGGAGCCUUGCAAUAUCCGCAUUGCUACCUGCUCACGGAUCUGGACGUGCCCGCGGCCGCCGAUGUGAAGCUGUUGCGAGAUCUGGUCGACGACGAAGAGGAGUCCGCCGCUAUCUUGCAAGCGAGUCCUGAAGAAGUCAGCAUGGCCAAUGUCUUGUUUUGCGCAAAUCAAGUCUUCACCACAAAAGCGCCCAACUUCAAUUCGAGACGGCUCUUCAUAGUCACGGACAACGACUACCCGCAUCCCAACAGCCGAGAUUCAAGGAACAGCGCUGCCGUGCGUGCGAAGGAUUUGUACGAUUUGGGGGUCACCAUCGAAUUGUUCCCCAUAUCUCACCCAGAUCGUGACUAUACAUUCGACCGCAGCAAGUUCUACAAUGAUAUCGUUUACUCUUCUACUCCCGCCGAUCCCGACGCACCCGCACCUCUCACAGCAGACAUCAAAGCCGCCAGCUCCACGGCAAAAGACGGUAUCUCUCUCCUGCAAUCACUCAUAUCGUCAGUCAACUCUCGGUCCGCCCCUCGACGAGCUCUGUUUAGCUCGGUACCCCUCGAGAUUGGCCCUGGCUUUCGCAUUGGUAUCAAGGGAUUCCUCAUUCUCAAGCGUCAGGUCCCGAAACGCAGCACAUAUGUAUACGUUCCUCCCGACAGCGAGAAAGCCCAGCUUGCCGUAGGCAGCAGUACUCUCGUCGCCGAAGAUACCGCCCGCACCGUCGAGAAGAUCGAGAUCCGACGAGCAUUCAAAUUCGGCGGCGAGACCGUCUCAUUCACCGACGAAGAGCUCGCCGCCAUUCAAAAUUAUGGCGAUCCCAUCAUCCGGAUCAUUGGAUUCAAGGACUUGGAACUUCUGCCUGCUUGGGCCGCAAUCAAAGAGUCUACCUUCCUCUACCCGUCCGAAGACUCCUUCAUCGGCUCCACUCGCGUUUUCUCCGCCCUCCACCAAACCCUCCUCCGCAAGCGGUACUUUGCUCUAGCAUGGUACAUUCCUCGCCGCAACGCUAAACCACGUCUCGUCGGCCUCCUACCCGGCGCCGAAGAACGCAACGCCUCAGGCGAUCAAGACAUGCCUCCCGGGCUCUGGGUGCGACCCCUGCCCUUCGCCGAUGAUAUCCGCUCCGCACCUGAGACCAGUCUCGUCCGCGCUCCAGACAACGUCGUCGACAAAAUGCGCACUGUGCUACAGAACCUCCAACUUCCCGGCGCGGUGUACGAUCCAAAGAAAUACCCCAACCCAUCUCUGCAGUGGUUCUUCCGCAUUCUUCAGGCCCUGGCCCUGGAAGAAGACUUGCCUGAACUGCCCGAGGACAAGACAUUACCGAGAUGGAAGCAGAUCCACAAGCGCGUGGGAGGGUACGUGGUGGAAUGGGGUGCGGAACUCGACGCUGCGUUUGCAGAGUGGGAGGCGGCGAACAAAGCCAACAUUCACCCUACCGCGACGGGCGACGAGGAUGACGAUGAGCCUGGGAUUGAUGACGCGAUGAUGAAGAAGGCGUAUGAGAAGGACCAGUUGACGAAGUUCAAGGUUACGGAGCUCAAGGACUGGUGUGCAUUGAAGGGCAUCAAGGGAAAGACGAAGAAGGCGGAUCUAGUGGAUGCCGUGAUCGGAUACUUUGAGACGAAGAUGGAACUCGAUUGA
This is a messenger RNA of Zymoseptoria tritici IPO323, 1935 nucleotides long. RefSeq lists its product as uncharacterized. The record is from RefSeq and is a predicted model, not a curated record. Gene Ontology annotation, cellular component: Ku70:Ku80 complex; nucleus. Gene Ontology annotation, biological process: cellular response to X-ray; double-strand break repair via nonhomologous end joining; cellular response to gamma radiation. Gene Ontology annotation, molecular function: double-stranded DNA binding; telomeric repeat DNA binding; damaged DNA binding. The transcript is spliced from 3 exons. The coding region runs from base 1 to 1935 and encodes 644 amino acids. Lineage: Eukaryota; Fungi; Ascomycota; Dothideomycetes; Mycosphaerellales; Mycosphaerellaceae.